Messenger RNA from Acanthocheilonema viteae, 1170 nucleotides. Lineage: Eukaryota; Metazoa; Nematoda; Chromadorea; Rhabditida; Onchocercidae. The record is from the annotation of a GenBank genome assembly.
AUGACGCUAAAUCUGCUAACACAUCAGAAGGAUAUUCUCUCUGCUUACGAUGUUAUACUCAAAUCACCAAAUUGUGACCACUGGGCAAUUCUGGAAUAUGAAAGCAAUUCGAAUAUCAUUAAGGUAGCAGAUACUGGAGCCGGAAGAUUGCAGUACGGUAUCGGAGCUGUCAAAUGCGGUGCUUCAGCGAGCGCAAAAAUCGUCCUCAUCCAAUGGCAGGGUGAAGGUGUCCCAUCGUCGCGUUUAGUUACAACAGCCAAUCAUGGCACUGAAUUGAAACGAUUCUUGCGCGGUGUACAUGUGAUUUUAAUUGCUCGAAGUGAAGAAGAUGUUGAUAUGGAAAGCAUAUUGCGCGUAGUCAAUAGAUUGCCAGGUGUGAGUGAAGCUGUGCCAACAUUGACUGAAAUUUCGGAAUUUACACAUCCAGAAGCAAUUGGGACUACCUAUCAUCCGGUGAAACCAAAAAAUGAAAUUGAUACGAGCAGUCGAGAAAAUUUCUGGAAAGAAGUAAGGGCACAAGAGAUUGAUCGAAUUGCUGAAGAAAGGAAGCGAGAAAAGGAAAAGAAUGAAAUAGCUCUUCGUGAAAGAAAUGAACUAAGCGAAAGGAUACAUGCCCAGCUGUGUUCGGAAAAAGAAACUAAAAAAUCGAAUGAAUCUUCGAGUGCAACAAUAUAUGAAAAAGGCAUAAUUCGAGCGAAUGAUUUAAGACAGGUUAAAGAGCUCUUAUUCGAGAAAGCGUCUGAUAAACCACAACAGUGUAUCACAGAACACUGUAAAAUACUACCGGUGGCUACAGAGCGAACAAUAAAACAAACUUCAGGAUGCAUUUCAGCUAAUGAAGGCAAUAUUGAUAUCACUGAAGAGGUUACAUUGACGAACAGAUCUCAGAAAAAGAGAACUCAACAGGAAGGUGGAGUAAACGGUUCUGUUAUUUAUGAAACGAGUAGAAUUUUCACCCAGAAGGAUACUUUGAAAAAAGCUGAAAGCGAAGAAGAUGAAAAGUCAUUACAUGGAGUGCGUGUUAUAGCUUUAUGGGACUAUCAAGCUGCUGACGAAACUGAAAUUUCGUUUAACCCAGAUGAUAUUAUUACGGAAGUGGAUCAAAUUGAUAAAGGUUGGUGGCGAGGUCGAGCUCCAGAUGGUCAUUAUGGACUCUUUCCUGCUAAUUAC